AUGGUAUUAACACCAGCUACAAGAUCUCUUGCUUCACCGGACGACAGUUUCCCCUCCCUUCAGCUGUUUCUUCUGGCAAUAUGUCGUGUCGCCGAGCCGAUUGCCUUGACCUCUAUCUUCCCUUACUCAUGGGUCAUGGUCAAGGAUCUUCACAUGGCUAGUGGGAGCGAUGCCUCUUUCUACGCGGGCAUCCUGAUCUCCGCUUUCUCCCUGGCCGAAGCCAUGACCGGAAUGUUCUGGGGCAGUCUGUCCGACCGUAUUGGCCGCAAACCUGUGCUACUCUCAGGUUGUUUCGGAACGAUGCUCUCGUUACUGCUUGUCGGGUUUGCCCCCAACUUCUGGGUCGCUCUUCUCGGCCGAGCGCUCGGCGGUGCGCUGAACGGAAACAUCGGCGUUAUCCAGACCAUGGUUGGCGAGUUGGUGAAGCGCCCGGAGCAUGAACCACGGGCAUAUGCUAUCAUGCCCUUUGUUUGGUCAAUUGGAACCAUCAUUGGACCAGCAAUUGGCGGGCUGCUUGUUAAACCUGCCGAAGGUUACCCUGCUCUAUUUCCCGCCGAUGGUCUCUUCGGACGCUUCCCGUACCUCCUGCCUAAUCUCGUGUGCUCCCUGAUGUUGCUUUUGAGCAUCAUUGGCGGAUGGCUGUUUCUUCAGGAGACCCAUCCGGAGAUGCAACCUCACAGUACUCACCAAUUCUUCGAGCACACCUCGGCUGAACAGCCCCUUCUUGCCACAUCUGGUGCAACCGCCAAUGCUGGAGUUGAUCUACGUGCGGAAUCAUAUGGGACAUUCAACCAGGUCAGCUUGCAUGAUGAUGGCAACUGGGAAGUCAUGGCAGACGGCUCACCCCAGGCUUGGAAAGAGAGCAGCAAGCCACAAGCCUUUACUUGGCGAGUCACAAUGUUGGUUGUCGCGCUUGCCAUUUUCACCUAUCACUCAAUGACCUAUGACCACCUGUUGCCCAUUUUUCUCCAAGAUGAGAAUAGCCGUGGCCAUGGAGCUGGUCAAAACUCAUUUCUCGACAUUCCAGGCGGCGUGGGCCUGUCGACCCAGACAGUUGGAAUGAUUAUGUCGACAGACGGUAUCAUCGCGUUGGUCAUUCAAAGCGUGAUAUUCCCUGCUUUGGCCCAGUGGCUCGGUGUUUGGCGCUUGUUUGUCGUUGUGACAAUUCUUCAUCCAAUUGCCUAUUUCAUGGUCCCCUUCGUCGCUGUUCUGCCCCCGCAUCUCACUUUUGUUGGGAUCUACGCCUGCUUGAUAGUCCGAAAUGUCUUGUCUAUCAUCGACUACCCCGUUCUCCUCAUCCUCAUCAAGCAAGCCAGCCCGUCCGAUUCUGUACUUGGAAAAAUUAACGGGUUGGCUGCAUCUGCUGGCGCUGCGUCUCGCACUGUCGCACCCCCGGUCGCGGGAUUUCUCUAUAGUACUGGUGCUCAGAUUGGUUGCACUGCGCUUGCUUGGUGGGGGAGCUCGUUUAUUGCGCUGCUUGGUGCCGCGCAGCUUUGGUUCAUCCACCAGAAGAAGAAUUCAUCGGCUACAGUUGCUCCCGCUGCGCGAUGCCGAUACAUGUCAGUUUCAGAAGAGCCUCGAAACGAUGUGGUUCAUAUACUGGUGACCGAUGUUGAGACCGAGGGUACGGCACAGGCUGAUCUUCGAGCUAACGAGACCGGGAAAGGGGAUUGA
Molecule: messenger RNA, 1674 nt
Organism: Penicillium diatomitis
Lineage: Eukaryota; Fungi; Ascomycota; Eurotiomycetes; Eurotiales; Aspergillaceae
Product: MFS transporter
Exons: 4
Coding region: 1-1674 (557 amino acids)
Biological process (GO): transmembrane transport
Molecular function (GO): transmembrane transporter activity
Source: RefSeq, a predicted model, not a curated record